This is a messenger RNA of Clunio marinus, 252 nucleotides long. The record is from the annotation of a GenBank genome assembly. NCBI's taxonomy places the organism in Eukaryota, Metazoa, Arthropoda, Insecta, Diptera, Chironomidae.
AUGAAUUUGGGUUACGUGGGAGAUCAAAUUUGGAAUUGGGUCAUAAAUAACUUUGUAGAACUUUUGGAUUGCUUCGGAAUGAUGAUCGUUACGCAAUCAGAAUUCCAUUUGAAUGACGAACUAAGGUUUAAUAAACACCAAAAAGCUUAUUUGUCUGUAACUAAUCUAUUAUGUUGUCUCAAGAAUUUUCAGAAACUCGAAACUUUUAAUCUCAUCGAAGAUUCGUUAACUCUUGUAGGCACUCGAAGUUGA